AUGAUUGUCGCGAGUAAGAAGCAAAGGCGGGGUUUAAGCAGUAGGGGGAAAAAGAUUACAGAUUAACGCAGAGCAGAAGUAAGCAACCGUGGACCGUGUGGCCAUGAAGUGGUUGCGCUUUUCGCUCCUCGUUUUGGGGGUUUUCUCGCUGUGCUGCUCCACGGCUGGUGACACUAGCGGCAUAAAGAAGAUGAAGAUGCAGUUUGCUACGGGACCUCUGCUUAAGUUUCAGAUCUGCAUUUCCUGAGGGUACAAGCGGGUGUUUGAGGAGUACACGCAGGCCUUGUACCAGCGGUACCCAGACAUCCGCAUUGAAGGGGAGAACUACCUUCCCAUACCCAUCUAUCGACAUGUUGCGUCCUUCCUGUCUAUGUUCAAACUGCUGGUGAUCGGACUGAUCAUAAUCGGCAGGGACCCAUUUGCUCUCUUUGGUGUUCAAGCCCCAGGAAUCUGGGAGUGGGGCCAGCAAAACAAGAUAUAUGCCUGCAUGAUGGUGUUCUUCUUCAGCAAUAUGAUUGAAAACCAGUUAAUGUCAACAGGAGCGUUUGAAAUCACAUUAAACGACGUGCCAGUGUGGUCGAAGCUAGAGUCGGGUCACCUCCCCUCCAUGCAACAACUCGUGCAAAUCCUGGACAACGAGAUGAAGAUGAAUGUUCACAUGAACACAAGAACGCAUCACCACUCCUAACCCUACUUUUCAAAUCCUGGCUGGAGCUGAAAGCCCCUCCUUGUUCGAGGUGGGCUUCUCUCUGAGCUGUGAAGUGAUGUUUAUGAAGGUCUGCGCUGAAGGCAGGAGAACUGCUGGCACAGACUGGAUGCCCCCAUCACUCUUCACCGCGCUCCGUAGAGACGUCCUGCCCCUGACGCCAGAGGGGGAUCCAUGGCAACAGUUUAGGCUGUUCUGUUAUGUUCUUGUACUAUCCAUACUACUGCUGAUUUCAUCCAGACAAUUAGUGGUCCACUGAGGGGAGAUUUAACAUUGAUUAUUGUAGUCUUUAACCUGUUUCAUUUAAUUGACUUUUGUGAAUGGGGGAAAAAAAAAAAUGUUAUUUGUACCAACGAGCCAUAUGUAGAAUUCUAAGUGUACCUGUCAGAGAUGUAGGUAACCGUAUCAAAAAUAAACCAAUUAAGAUCUGUAAUAAUUGUUGUGAAAAUGCCAUUAAGACCAUGUCUUGGAAAGAUUUCUGAAUAAUUUUUAUAUUUACAUAUGUUGGAGGAAGCUAUGAAUAUUAAUAAAACAUUGUAACAAUUUCUGUGUGAA
Xiphophorus hellerii (green swordtail) is the source of this 1261-nucleotide messenger RNA. RefSeq names its product selenoprotein T, 1a (gene selenot1a). Gene Ontology annotation, biological process: cell redox homeostasis. The transcript is spliced from 6 exons. The record is from RefSeq and is a predicted model, not a curated record. Lineage: Eukaryota; Metazoa; Chordata; Actinopteri; Cyprinodontiformes; Poeciliidae. Gene Ontology annotation, cellular component: endoplasmic reticulum membrane. Gene Ontology annotation, molecular function: thioredoxin-disulfide reductase (NADPH) activity.